ACCACGAGAGAUUGUUUAAUUUGACUCCCAAGUGAAUACAUGGUUUUUGACUGUUAUGUCUUAUUUUGUUCACAGCACUACGAGCGAUUGUUUAAUUUGACUCGCAAAGUGAAUUUUGUCGACAAUUUACCUUAUUACUGGCUACAAAGAUUUGUUAAUUAUUCUUGUCGUCCGUAGUAGCCAGGGAGGAUAUUACACAAUGAAGAUCUAUGUUUGUAUUACGUGUAUCUUGACUUUGUUCUACUCCGGAAUUCAGGAUGUUUCUGGCCAGGUUGAGAAACUGAUAGAUUCCCUCAAAGCCCAGAAUCAGAUACAACGUCCAAAUGCCACACAAGUACAAGGUCAGCAAAUCCCGGCUUGUCCAACCUUCUUCGCUGACCCCGCCCUACAGAUCCUCACACAGGGGUUCUCCAACAUGGACAACUUCAAGAACGUCGAGUUGGCGCCAUUUCUGGAAGUCAGAUACCCAGGUUCACCCGGAAACAUUCGGGUUCGAGAGUACAUCAAGGCUCAGUUCCUCGCCUUCGGAUGGCAGGUGGCAGAAGACCCUUUCGUUGCUUUGACACCGUUUGGACCUGCUCCUUUCGUCAAUGUCAUCGCCACAAUCAACCCCAACGCCCCCCUGCGCCUCAUCUUUGCCUGUCACUUCGACUCUAAGCUCAGCCCACCGGGUUUUGUCGGAGCGAUGGACUCGGCGGUGCCGUGCGCUCUUCUCGUUAACCUUGCCCGGCAGCUCACCAUCAUUCUGAAUUCUCUGGAAUCUGAUGUGACCAUCGAAAUGAUCUUCUUUGACGGAGAGGAGGCACUGUACUUGUUCAACGAACAAGACUCACUCUACGGUUCUCGACACCUGGCAGAAGUUUGGUUCAACACGCUGGACAGAUUCGACAAUACCAAGAAUAAAUUGCAGAACAUUGUGAGUGUUCAUUCCUGUUGUGGCUUGUCGAGAAUCGUGCACCUGAUAACCUCCCCGUUCCCGCCAACUUGGCACACUCUCAACGACAGCCCGGAGUCUAUGGACGACAACGUCAUGGAUGACAUGGGCAGGAUUCUUCGCAUCUUCACCCUUCACAUCGCCGUUUUCAACAAGAUUCAACAGAUCUCCAAUUCAGGGUUAGGGUAACUGGCGGAGAGGACGAGCGGGUAGGAGUAGAGAGAAAUGAGGUGAAAGGUUGGAUGCAACGUGGGAGUAUGCCGAGAAUGAAAAUAAAAUUGUACUCUAAAUCUAAGGAGUCGUCUCCUGAGUUCAAA
This is a messenger RNA of Aplysia californica (California sea hare), 1251 nucleotides long. RefSeq names its product glutaminyl-peptide cyclotransferase-like. Gene Ontology annotation, molecular function: zinc ion binding; glutaminyl-peptide cyclotransferase activity. The record is from RefSeq and is a predicted model, not a curated record. The transcript is spliced from 5 exons. Bases 200 to 1123 code for a protein of 307 amino acids. Lineage: Eukaryota; Metazoa; Mollusca; Gastropoda; Aplysiida; Aplysiidae.